Messenger RNA from Cooperia oncophora, 516 nucleotides. The record is from the annotation of a GenBank genome assembly. NCBI's taxonomy places the organism in Eukaryota, Metazoa, Nematoda, Chromadorea, Rhabditida, Trichostrongylidae.
AUGCUAUCUUUUGAGGUCGGUGCUGGUACGAAUAAUGCUCGUCUAGUAGCAAUGCUUCGAUCGCUGGCCAGCUACCACCACAAAGAACAGGUUUCUUUAAUGUUGGUACGACUUUCACAAGGUCUUACGCAUCUUGGGAAAGGUACAAUGACGUUGAAUCCAUGGCAUUCUGACCGGCAAUUGCUGUGCCCGAGCGCCAUUGCAGCACUUCUUACGAUCUGCUUUGCAUUCUUGGAUGCUAAUAACUCUGUGUUAAACAACCGACAGCAUUACUUGCUGUACACCCUCGUGCUUGCUAUGCAACCACGAAUGCUCGUUACAUUAUGUGUAGACGACAAGAAGCCGGGUCAACUAAAACAGGUCGGUGUAACGGUACGAGUGGGUCAAGCCGUCGAUGUUGUAGCUCAAGCGGGUAAACCGAAGACAAUCACGGGCUUCCAAACAACACACGACGCCGUUCUUCUGGCCUAUGGCGAGCGAGCCGAGUUAGCAAAUGAAGAAUAUGAUAGCGAAUGA